This is a messenger RNA of Apus apus (common swift), 4579 nucleotides long. Its product is annotated as zinc finger RNA-binding protein-like. Gene Ontology annotation, molecular function: single-stranded RNA binding; zinc ion binding; double-stranded RNA binding. The record is from RefSeq and is a predicted model, not a curated record. The transcript has 20 exons. Lineage: Eukaryota; Metazoa; Chordata; Aves; Apodiformes; Apodidae. Gene Ontology annotation, cellular component: precatalytic spliceosome. Bases 83 to 3277 code for a protein of 1064 amino acids.
AGAAAGCACGGCAGUGAGGGGGGGGGGGGAGGGGCGUUAGAGUUGAGAGUUCAGUCGCGGUUGUCGCUGCCAGCUUGGACUCAUGAUUCCUAUAUGCCCGGUAGUUUCGUUCACCUAUGUGCCCAGCCGGCUGGGAGAAGAUGCCAAAAUGGCCACCGGCAACUACUUUGGUUUCACCCAUAGCGGAGCUGCAGCCCAGUAUAGCCAGCAGCCAGCUUCGGGUGUAGCCUAUUCCCAUCCAACUACAGUUGCUAGCUAUACCGUCCACCAGGCACCAGUCGCUGCGCACACUGUUACUGCGGCCUAUGCUCCAGCAGCAGCUACAGUUGCAGUAGCCAGGCCUGCUCCAGUAGCUGUUGCAGCUGCUGCAACAGCUGCUGCUUAUGGAGGCUAUCCUACAGCGCACACAGCUACAGAUUAUGGUUAUACACAGAGGCAACAAGAAGCUCCACCACCACCCCCUCCUGUCACUACACAGAAUUACCAGGAUUCCUAUUCUUAUGUUCGAUCUACUGCCCCAGCUGUAGCUUAUGACAGCAAACAAUACUAUCAACAACCAACAGUGACGGCUGUGGCUGCUGCUGCCCAGCCUCAACCUUCAGUAGCUGAAUCAUACUACCAGACAGCUCCAAAAGCAGGAUAUAGCCAAGGGGCAACUCAGUAUACCCAAGCCCAGCAAACACGACAAGUGACAGCUAUAAAGCCUGCAACCCCGAGUUCAGCAACAACUACAUUUUCUAUAUAUCCAGUAUCCUCUGCUGUGCAGCCAGUAGCUGCUGCAGCUACUGUUGUUCCAUCCUAUACUCAAAGUGCAACAUACAGUACAACAGCGGUUACUUACUCUGGUACCACUUAUUCGGGUUAUGAAGCUGCAGUGUAUUCAGCUGCAUCAUCCUAUUACCAGCAGCAGCAGCAGCAACAGAAACAGGCAGCAGCAGCUGCUGCAGCUGCUGCAACGGCUGCUUGGACAGGGACCACCUUUACUAAAAAGGCACCAUUCCAAAAUAAGCAACUGAAACCAAAGCAACCUCCCAAACCACCCCAGAUCCACUACUGUGAUGUUUGUAAGAUCAGCUGUGCUGGACCACAGACUUAUAAAGAACACUUAGAAGGCCAGAAACACAAAAAGAAAGAAGCAGCAUUAAAAGCUUCCCAGAACACCAAUAACAGCAGCACUUCUGCUCGUGGAACUCAGAAUCAGUUGCGCUGUGAGCUUUGUGAUGUGUCUUGUACAGGAGCAGAUGCUUAUGCUGCCCAUAUCCGUGGAGCCAAGCAUCAGAAAGUAGUAAAGUUGCACACAAAACUUGGCAAACCCAUUCCUUCAACUGAACCAAAUGCGAUUGCCCAAGCUACUUCCUCAACAUCUACAUCUGUUUGCAAACCAACUGCCUCAGCUUCAAAUGUAGCAACUAGCAGCAGUACUGUGAACUCCUCGGUUGCAUCCUCUGCAGUGAAAAUACUUACUCCCAUGGGAAGCAUACCACUUAAUAUGGCGUCCAACAAUAAAACAUCUUCAACCGCUGCUAAUAUAGCUGUAAAGAAAAUAUCUACACCGAAAAUAAACUUUGUUGGUGGUAAUAAGCUUCAGACAACAGAAAAUAAACUGGAAGAAAUAAAAUCAGCUGAAAGCGUUAAAAUAACAACUGCUACUACAGUACAAACACAGGAAGUAAAACCAGACACAGCAGCUGAACCAGUGACUCCUACAACUCUUGCUGCCUUGCAAAGUGAUGUCCAGCCAGUGGGUCAUGACUAUGUGGAGGAGGUAAGAAAUGAUGAAGGAAAGGUGAUCCGCUUUCACUGCAAACUUUGUGAAUGCAGUUUUAAUGAUCCUAAUGCCAAGGAGAUGCACUUAAAAGGGAGGCGGCACAGACUUCAGUAUAAGAAAAAAGUAAACCCAGAUUUACAAGUAGAAGUAAAGCCCAGUAUUCGAGCAAGAAAAAUUCAAGAAGAGAAGAUGAGGAAACAAAUGCAGAAGGAAGAAUACUGGAGAAGGCGAGAAGAGGAAGAACGCUGGCGGAUGGAAAUGAGGCGAUAUGAAGAGGAUAUGUACUGGAGAAGAACGGAGGAAGAACAGCAUCACUGGGAUGACCGUCGCAGAAUACCAGAUGGAGGAUAUCCUCAUGGUUUUCCAGGACCUCUAGGCCUGCUGGGAGUUAGACCAGGAAUGCCUCCUCAGCCCCAAGGACCAUCUCCUCUACGCCGUCCUGACUCCUCUGAUGAUCGUUAUGUGAUGACCAAACAUGCAGCUAUAUAUCCAACAGAGGAGGAACUUCAAGCAGUCCAAAAAAUUGUUUCUGUUACUGAGCGUGCUUUGAAACUUGUUUCUGACAAUAUGAUUGACCAUGAAAAAAGCAAGAGUAAAGAGGGAGAUGACAAAAAAGAUGGCAGUAAAGACAGAGCUUUGAAAGGAGUUUUACGGGUAGGCGUUUUGGCUAAAGGUUUGCUACUCCAUGGAGACCGAAACGUCAGUCUUGUUUUGUUAUGUGCUGAGAAGCCUUCAAAGAUGUUACUCAGUUGUAUUGCUGAAAAUCUUCCCAAACAACUUGCAGUAAUAAGUACUGAGAAAUACGAUAUAAAGUGUGCAGUCCCAGAAGCAGCAAUAAUUUUAAAUUCAUGUGUGGAACCCAAAAUGCAAGUUACUAUCACACUGACAUCUCCAGUCAUUCGGGAGGAGAGCAUGAGGGAUGGAGAUGUAACCUCGGGUAUGGUGAAAGACCCACCGGACGUCUUGGACAGGCAAAAAUGCCUUGACGCUCUGGCUGCUCUACGCCACGCUAAGUGGUUCCAGGCUAGAGCUAAUGGUCUGCAGUCCUGUGUGAUUAUCAUACGUAUUCUUCGUGACCUCUGUCAACGGGUUCCAACUUGGUCUGAUUUUCCAAGCUGGGCUAUGGAGUUGCUUGUGGAAAAAGCAAUUAGCAGUGCUACUGGACCACAGAGUCCUGGGGAUGCACUGAGAAGAGUUUUUGAGUGUAUAUCUUCAGGAAUCAUCCUUAAAGGUGGUCCUGGACUUCUGGACCCUUGUGAGAAAGAUCCUUUUGAUACACUUGCUGUAAUGACAGAUCAGCAACGAGAGGAUAUUACUUCAAGUGCACAGUUUGCACUGAGACUCCUUGCAUUCCGUCAAAUACACAAAGUUUUAGGAAUGGAUCUGUUGCCACAGAUGAAUCAACGCUUCAACAUCCAUUAUAAUCGUAAAAGGAGAAGGGACAGUGAUGGGGUUGAUGGAUUUGAAGCAGAGGGGAAAAAAGACAAAAAAGAUUAUGAUAACUUUUAAAAAUGUUUGUCAUCAGUGCUAAGACUGAAGAUGAUAAAAAGUCCAUUUGUUGCCUUGCUUUUAAAUGGACAUAAUAUUUUAAUGGAUGUAACUGUAUCAGAUAAAUUAUUGAUGGAAAGACUACAAACGGAACCUCUGUUGUCAUUGGAAAAAAUAGUUUGAGGGUUUUUCUCAUUGAAUUUUCUUUAAAUGAGUUGCUAACUUUAGUAACUUUUCUUCUUUUGUCUUUUUUAUCAACAAGUGCAUUGUCUUCUUAUUUUUGACUAUAUUUAACACAGCAUUUUUGCUUCUGUUGCUAUGUAUAUUUUGACUUUUUAUUUAGAAGGUUUUUUUGUUUGCUUUGAUACUAGUUGUAUAACUUUGUUAUAGAUAGUAUAAACUGUUCCCCUCCCAAUUAAUAUUUUACAGAACUUUAUUUUGUAAAGUGAGACUGCAGGAUUGUGUUGGUGUGUUUUUUUCUAAAUGUAAAGGGGUUACAACACAAUUAUCCUGACAUUUGAGUGCUUGGAAUUAAAUGGUUUUGCCAGUCUUGUGGAAUUUGCCUCCUUAGUGUGAUAUAAUGGUGUAAUUAACACAAAUUUGUGUUGAUCUAAUCAAGUUUGCUGUUAGUUGUGAAUUAGCAGUAUAAAAGCUAAUAUAUACAGUAUGGUCUUGCAACAGUUUUAAAGCAGCUGCAUAAUUGAUCUAAGUUUUACAUGAUGUUUUUCUUUUGAAUUGAAGGGCUUUUAGAACUAUAAUUUUAGGUUAAACGCAUAGGUCUUUGUAUAAUUUGUAAUGUAGCAAGGCCAAAAAAUAACUUUCUGGAUUUCUUAACAUACAAACAGAAACAGGCAUUUCCCAUUGAGACAAAGUUAGUUAUUGUUUUCAGUCAACUUUGUCCAUAUAUUAAUGCCUCUCAGCCCUUAAAAUAAAUGCUUGUGAUAUGAGUGCCUGUGAGGUUAUUUCUUAUAGCUAUUCCUGUAUAAACUUUCUGUGAUUUUUUUCAAUAAUUCAAAAUUUAAAAAGUGAAGUAUUACUGAAAAAGUUAUGGUUAUCAAAGAAAAAAAAACAGAAAAUUAUUUCAUGUGGCCGUAGUAUAUGCUUGUGUCUCUUUCAAAAAGCUAAAUAUAGCAGUGGCAUAGUAAAGUUACAUCAUACUGUUGAUGUAUGCUCUGGUACAUAAGUGUGAUUUGUUGUCACAGCACUACAGUGGAAUACACAAAUAAAACCUAAAAUGUAUUAAAUUACUAAAAAUCAUUAUAUGCUGGAAACUGAUGUUUCACUCAUUCUGUUCAAUGUGUAUUAUGCUUUGUUGAAGACCCA